GUGGAGGGCGAUGCUCCUCCCACAUGGAAUACAGAUAGUCACCUAGGAGACGGACACUCACAGGGCAGAGAUUUCUUAAAUUACAGGGGUAGCUUAGAGACUAAUCUAAAUGUCGCCACCCAAUCCUCUUUAGAUGCGUUCAGGGGUCGUGACCCAGUGUUCACYUCGAUGGCACCUUCCGAUUCACACGGCCAGAUCCUUUUCGAUCAGGUAUUGAACUCAAACGACAGGYCUAGAGCCCAGGCUCAGGGAGAAGGAGCCACAUCAGGCAAUAGUAAGGAGAAACGAUUCCUCUGCAUGUUCUGUAACAAAGGCUUCAGCUGCCCCCAGAAGGUGGAGAGGCACCAGAGGGUCCACACAGGGGAGAAACCCUUCAGCUGUACCCAGUGUGAMAAGAGGUUCUCCCGCCAGGACAACCUAAAGAUGCACCAGAGGGUCCACACUGGGGAGAAACCCUUCAGCUGUACCCAGUGUCACAUGCGCUUCGCCCUGGCUGGCAACCUGAAGAUGCACCUGAAGGUCCACACGGGAGAACGGCCGUUCGCCUGUACGAACUGCGGGAAGAGGUUCUCAGAGAGGAGAUACCUCAGGAUACACCAGCAGAAAAACCAUGCCACUCUAUGAUAUAGAAAGUAACCAUUCCAUUCCAUAGAUUCUGACGUUUAGAUCAAACCCUGCAUUAAAGACAAAGAUUAAUCUAUUGCCAGCAGAAAAGAUCCACUGAUUACUUUUGACUUACCAUAGCUGACUCUUAUUUACCCACAAAAUAAUUUAUGUCCAACAUGAUGGGUUUAGCAACAAUUAAGUUAUUCAGUAACUACAGUAUAGGACUCAAACGAUGUGGGGAUAGGUAAACUCUCCAUGUUGAUAGUGUGUUUAUUACCUGUGUGUGCAUCUAUGUCUGUGUAAUCUGUAUCACCUCUCUCUUCCAAGAGGAGGGUCCAGAGCAAUGAUUCAUAUAUUACACUAGAUGACUGAUAAGGGGCGCUGUUUUGAAACCGCGCCUUCAUUCAAGUCUAAGAAGCAAUUGUUUUUGCGUCUUUUACUUACAGUUUCUUACACCAGCUUCAAACAACUGAAAAUACAAUAAGUUUGGUUUUGGAAAAUAUAUUUCACAGCGGUUUAGAUGGUAGAAUGAUUCUCUACGCUAUACUUACUUGUUUUAUCAAAAACUGAAAUGAGGUGAACUAUUAGACAUUUAAAAACCACGAAAUGGCAGAGCGAUUUCUGCAAAGUGCAGCUUUAAAUACAUGUAAUUUUGUCCAUGAAACAUUUCAUUGAAAUACUGUAGAAUUCCAUUAAUUCCUAUGGAGAACUGCUCCUUCUGGGGAGUGCCAAUAUGGCCGACUGGUGGCUUUGAAGCCUCUCACUGGCCAAUAGGUCGUUAUCAAUAAAAUAUCCCAAUAAGAUGCAGGGUGUUCGAUUUGCCUGCUGAGGGGCAAGGAGACCCCAGCUCCUCUAAAGCCAUUGACAACUGCGUGCCGUUUAAGGGAUUGUUAAAUAAAGGUUAACUAUUUGGAUGUAAUAUCGAUCCACUCCUUGAGAGCAUUGUCAGAACUACAAACGUCCAUGCAAAAGAAUUGCGCACAUUUAGCUAUAUCAUCAGAGUUAUACAGAAGUAACGCAUGCUUUUAAUGAUCAGAAAACAUCAAUUGUUCAUGUAAUUUCAGAUAUGUGAGGGUAGCCCACGAUAUCUCUCAAUAGCGGCCACUUUUAAUUGGAUAAUUGAGUGAUAUAAAAGUAAUUAUAUCUGACAAUAUGAGUGGUUUAGGUUCAUUUCCCAUUGUUUGUGGGCUCUGCCUGCCAAGCAGCAGAAGGCACAUUUACCGAUGUAAUUUUAGCUGAUAAUGUUUAUUUGCAAGUUACCGGUAGACACUUUGUACAGUUGGCUAAACAUAGUGGUAAGUUGACCUAAUGUACAUUUUUCUCCAACCAACAUAGGCCUCCUAGCUAAGUUAGCUAACAUUAUCCCCUUUUCAACAUUGUUUUUCAGAGUGUGUAAUCACGAUUGCUGCUG
Messenger RNA from Salvelinus sp. IW2-2015, 2017 nucleotides. RefSeq lists its product as uncharacterized. The record is from RefSeq and is a predicted model, not a curated record. Lineage: Eukaryota; Metazoa; Chordata; Actinopteri; Salmoniformes; Salmonidae. Gene Ontology annotation, biological process: regulation of transcription by RNA polymerase II. Gene Ontology annotation, molecular function: DNA-binding transcription factor activity, RNA polymerase II-specific; RNA polymerase II cis-regulatory region sequence-specific DNA binding. Gene Ontology annotation, cellular component: chromatin; PcG protein complex; transcription regulator complex.